AUGGCUCUGGUUAACAGCUUCAUCAUGCCAAAGACCAUGCUCCAAAUGCCCAUGAAUUCCAAGCCCUGCAGCCUGCACAAUAAGAUUGUGAUUAUACGAUGCGCGGCGGCGAGAAGGAAAAUCACUGAAGGGCCUCCUUCGCAAAUUAACCAGGUACUUAGCGUCACUAGCAGGAGUCUGGGAACUGAGCAGGUGAGCCUCAGGAGCAGCAGCUUGACUGGAGAAGAUGGAAAAACAAAGGAAGGAAAUGCCAUUGUUGAUGAGGUUAACAAUACAACCAAGACUGCUGAUGAUGCCACUGUUUAA
This is a messenger RNA of Prunus armeniaca (apricot), 306 nucleotides long. The record is from the annotation of a GenBank genome assembly. NCBI's taxonomy places the organism in Eukaryota, Viridiplantae, Streptophyta, Magnoliopsida, Rosales, Rosaceae.